AUGGUAGGCUGUGGAAGCAGGCCGCCACCGACGCCUUGGGAGCGGCAUGCCAAGUCUCUGCAGCAAAGACACGUCGAAGAUGAUGCCGAGGGUCCGCAAUUGCUCUUCCCCAUGUACACGGUUCCUGCAGCAGCGUUACUGGAGAUGGUCGAAGUAAAGCCGCACGAGGAGUUGCUGUCCAGCGGAGUGGUUAUGGAACACGAUGAAGCCAACGGGCACGUGGCUUUCGUCUCCCACCAAUGGGUUGGGAAGGGCCAUCCCGAUCCCAGCUUCGAGCAGUUUAAAGUCCUUCAGGAGGUCUGCAGAGAUCUUCUGUCCCAGACGUCUUACGUCCACGUUGAUACUGUGACGUGCCUCAUGAGGCCACUGCAAUCAGGCUUCUAUUCCCAAGCCUUGCAGAGCAGGCCCUUAUUCGUGUGGUACGAUUAUUUCUCUGUUCCGCAGAGCCCGGCAGCAGCUGCGAAACAGCGUCAAGCCAUUGACUGCAUCCCGGCCUUUAUCGCCCGGUGUCGCUUCUUCUUUGCCCUGUGCCCAGUCAUCGAGAGUGCCGCGCUUUCGGAAGUACUUUCGCCUUUCACGUGGGUGCAAAGAGGUUGGUGUAGACUAGAGAAAGUUCUUCAUCAACUCACAGCUGAAGACGGGUCCUGGAUCAUCAUCAAGAGCAGGAAGCACCUGGAGGUGAUGCCCACGGUUUCGGUUUCGGUCGGCAGUGAGAGCGUUGGCGAGGGCACCUUCACAGAUUCCAAAGACCGUGUUCAGCUGGGACCAGUUUUGAAAACAGCCCUCAGGACCAAGUUGGUUGCUUUAAUGAGGGAUGGAAACAUUGUGGCGUUUCGCACGCUGUUGAACAUGCAGGCGAUUUAUCUCAGGGGCUUGAAUGUAAAACCUGCUGCUGACCUGGUUCCCGGUGUUACGCUCGGUACAGAUGUGUUUCCUGAGCGGCUUCUGGCGGAGAGCUUCCUGUUGCAGAACGGUUUUCGGGAACUGGAUGAAGUGGAUGGCGCUGGCUGGUCGCCCUUGGCCUACGCCGCCCUCGGAGGCGAUCCGGAGGUGAUCCAGGCAUUGUUGCAGAAGAGGGCCGACCCCUCCACAAGGACUCGUGCCGCCAAUGCCUACAUCAAUGUGCCCGGAAAUGCUUCCGUGGUCAGCAUCGCUGCUUUCUACAGCAACAACGCAGCUCUGGAG
Messenger RNA from Symbiodinium necroappetens, 1185 nucleotides. Lineage: Eukaryota; Dinophyceae; Suessiales; Symbiodiniaceae. The record is from the annotation of a GenBank genome assembly.